GUUGAACCAUCCCAAUGUAGUAAGAGCCUGUGAAGUUCCUGAGGAGAUGAACUUUCUGGUUAACAACGUUCCUCUUCUGGCAAUGGAAUAUUGUUCAGGGGGUGACCUCCGGAAGUUGCUAAACAAACCGGAAAACUGCUGUGGACUUAAGGAAAGUCAAAUACUUUCUCUGCUUAGUGACAUUGGGUCUGGUAUCCAGUAUUUGCAUGAAAACAGAAUUAUACACAGAGAUUUAAAGCCUGAGAAUAUUGUUCUUCAGGAUGAAGGUGGGAAGAUUGUUCACAAAAUAAUAGACCUCGGAUACGCAAAGGAUCUGGAUCAAGGAAGCUUAUGCACUUCAUUUGUUGGAACAUUACAAUAUUUAGCUCCAGAACUCUUUGAGAAUAAAUCCUACUCAGUUACUGUUGAUUACUGGAGCUUUGGAACGAUGGUGUUUGAAUGCAUUGCAGGAUUUAGACCUUUCUUACAUAAUCUACAGCCGUUUACCUGGCAUGAAAAGAUCAAGAAGAAGGAUCCAAAGCACAUCUUUGCUUCUGAAGAGAUGAAUGGGGAGGUUCGCUUUAGUACCCAUUUGCCACAGCCUCACAGCCUCUGUGGUUUAAUUGUAGAACCGAUGGAAAAUUGGUUGCAACUGAUGCUGAAUUGGGAUCCACAGCAGAGGGGUGGAGGUUUAGAUCCUGAAACCAGUCGUCCAAAGUGUUUCCUAAUAAUGGAUCACGUACUGAAUUUGAAGAUAGUACACAUCCUAAAUAUGACCUCUGCCAAGAUUGUUUCGUUUCUCUUGCAUCCCGAGGAAAGCCUUCAUUCCCUUCAGAUUCGUAUUGAGUUUGAAACUGGAAUAAGUACUGGAAAUCAGGAACUGCUGUUGGAAACAGGGAUUUGCCUGGACCCUCGGAAACCUGCUUCCCAGUGUGUUAUUGAUGGCGUAAGAGGCUGGGAUAGCUACAUGGUCUAUUUGUUUGAUAAAAGCAAAACUGUCUAUGAUGGACCCUUUGCUUCUCGGAGUCUGUCUGACUGUGUAAAUUACAUUGUACAGGAUAGUAAAAUCCAGCUGCCAGUUCCUCAGCUGCGCAGGGUAUGGGCAGAAGCAGUUCACUAUGUGAUUGGACUAAAAGAAGAUUAUAGCAGACUUUUCCAGGGCCAGAGAGCUGCCAUGCUCAGUCUUCUCCGAUAUAAUGCCAACCUAAUCAAAAUGAAAAACAAUAUGGUGUCAGCAUCUCAGCAGCUGAAAGCAAAGCUGGAAUUCUUUCAUCAAAGCAUUCGCCUUGACCUGGAGAGAUACAGUGACCAGAUGGCUUAUGGCAUAUCUUCAGAAAAGAUGCUCAAAGCCUGGAAGGAGAUGGAAGAGAAGGCCUCUCAGUGUGCACAGGCUGAAGAUAUUGGAUAUCUGGAUGAGCAGAUCAUGGCUCUGCACACAGAGAUUGUAGAGCUUCAGAAGAGUCCGUACGCAAGGCGCCAAGGAGAGGUCAUGGAGAGCUUGGAACAGAGAGCCAUAGACCUGUACAAGCAAUUAAAAACGAGACCUCCAGAUCAUGCCUACAGUGACAGCACGGACAUGGUGAAGAUCAUUGUGCAGACAGUACAGAGCCAAGACCGAGUUCUCAAGGAGCUCUUUGGCCAUCUCAGCAAGCUCUUGGGCUGUAAGCAGAAGAUCAUUGACUUGCUUCCAAAGAUUGAAGAGGCUCUAAAUAACAUCAAGGAAGCUGACAACUCAGUGAUGCAGAUGCAGGGCAAAAGACAAAGGGAGAUAUGGCAUUUGCUGAAAAUCGCUUGUACUCAGAGCUCUUCUCGAUCACUGGUAAGCUCCAGCCUGGAAGGGACAACCUCAACUCCAGCAGCCACGUGGCUCCCACAGAGCUCCUCAGGGAACAUACCUCACCCUCUGUCACCUAUGGCCACUCCUGAAAAUGAGGAAAAUUUUGUCCAUGUGAUAGAAGAGAAUCUGAAUUACCUCGAACUCUUUAGCAGUAUUUUGCAGGAGGCGAGACAGGAGCAGAACAACAGCAUGAUGAGUUUUGAUUGGAGCUGGCUGAAAUAG
Phaethon lepturus (White-tailed tropicbird) is the source of this 2038-nucleotide messenger RNA. It is a transcript of the gene CHUK, whose product is annotated as conserved helix-loop-helix ubiquitous kinase. Gene Ontology annotation, biological process: tumor necrosis factor-mediated signaling pathway; peptidyl-serine phosphorylation; positive regulation of transcription by RNA polymerase II. The annotation marks the transcript as partial. The transcript is spliced from 19 exons. NCBI's taxonomy places the organism in Eukaryota, Metazoa, Chordata, Aves, Phaethontiformes, Phaethontidae. The record is from RefSeq and is a predicted model, not a curated record. Gene Ontology annotation, cellular component: cytoplasm; IkappaB kinase complex. Gene Ontology annotation, molecular function: IkappaB kinase activity; ATP binding.